Messenger RNA from Saccostrea echinata, 16847 nucleotides. RefSeq lists its product as uncharacterized. The record is from RefSeq and is a predicted model, not a curated record. Gene Ontology annotation, molecular function: dynein intermediate chain binding; ATP binding; ATP hydrolysis activity. Gene Ontology annotation, cellular component: dynein complex. The transcript is spliced from 98 exons. Gene Ontology annotation, biological process: microtubule-based movement. NCBI's taxonomy places the organism in Eukaryota, Metazoa, Mollusca, Bivalvia, Ostreida, Ostreidae. Bases 95 to 16456 code for a protein of 5453 amino acids.
CAGUAUGGCGGCGUUCAUCUGGUAAGCACCCGCGUUAUUCACCAAAGUUAUGACACUGAUUUAUCGCUAAACUGCAUACCCUGAAAGGUACAAAAUGGAUGAAAGACAUUGGUGGAUAGCUGGUAAAAUCCAGGAAACCUUCAGAAUUGGAGGAUAUGACAAUCCAACAUUGCUCGAGGAUUUUAUGACCGAAGAGACCACAUUGAAUAAAAUCAACCGUUUUUUGAAAGCAGGUGGUCCAUGCAGGUUGUUCUUUACCUGCGCAAAAGCCGAAAGUGGCGUAUUGUCAACCAGAGAACUCAAUGUUACUGGAACGCUAGCCGCACUGAAAGAUGUAGAUUUAGAUAAAGUCAAUAUUUUGUAUUUUUUGAGAAAUAGAGUGGAUAAAGAUGUUGAUACAGUACGGUAUGAGAGAGAUAUUUUCUGUGGCGAGCUCAAGCACAAUACAAUUGAGACUCUGGUCACCCUUCUGUCUGACGUUUAUAACCCCCUGAUAAAAGCCCAGAAGGAGUGGGGUGAGUGCAAUAUGGAGGGACAGACCAACCUGAGUCACAGCAUGGACAAGUUUCUGACGGCCCUGAAUGAGUCUACAGCCUCCAUGCAUCACUCAAAGCAGCUGAUGCUGAAACAGCCCGAAAACAUUGUCCUGAAUGACUUCAAACAGCAUCGUGCCGCAGCCCUAGAUGCUCAGCUGAUUGGUCAGUAUGAAGAACUGGUAACAGAUUGGAUCAACACCAUAGAGACCAUGCUGAAUGACACAUCAGACGAAAGAUUUAUGGAUCCUAAUGCUGGUCCACUGUCAGAGUUGGAAAGAUGGCGUCGACGUCAGCGGUUACUGACCAGCAUUACAGAACAGCUCAAAAGUAAAGAAUGCAAGGCUGUGAUUGGUGUACUGAUAACUGCCAAGUCCAGGUUACUGAAGAAAUGGAAAAAUGUGGAUGCUCAGAUCACUGAUGCCAUGAAUGACACCAAAGACAAGGUCAAGUACCUGGAGUCUCUGAGACGUCAUUUUGAUCAGCUAUACCAGGAUGCAACACCGGCCUCGAUCAUCAACAACGCCAUCCCCGGAAUUGUCAACAGCGUGCGUCAGAUGGAUUCCAUCUCUCGGUACUAUGCCAGAACCGGUUUUCUUGGUAUUGUAUUUACCAAGAUCACAAACCAGCUGGUACUGGCCUGCAAGGAGUACAUUAAGAACUGUACCAUCACGGCCUAUGACGGGGAUGAACUGUGGGUCAGGAUCAAGGAGGAGAUAAGGAAUAGGGAUUCCCUGCCACUCGUGGACCCCCAACAGAGACUGCUCAGAAACCAAGUGGAGGCCAAAAUUAAGCAACAAGGAGCCCUGACAAGAGGAAAGACAAAGGAAGGCAAAGAUCUUGGUUUACAGGAUGACAGUUUGUAUGGGAGACUGAAGGCGUGCCUGACCCUCCAGGGGUACUAUAGAGAGACCCUGAGGUCACUGAGAGACUCCCUGGGGCAGACCAACAAUAUGUCCCACUUCCCCUCCCUCAGCAGUGUGGGGGGACCGGGAAGCUUCACCACCAGGUCAAAACCAAGCAAUGCCUCCAGAUCAGGACCGUCCGUGUCUCCUAAGAAGGGGAUAUCCUCUCUGAUGACCAAUGACGCGGGUCACGGCGUGUCGAUUGCUGAUGAGGACGCCAUCAUGUCACACAUGGACAGCUUCUGUAACAGGAUCAGACAGCUGAUUGACGUCAUCAACACGCUCGCACAGUACAACAAGUUGGCUACAAGCACAAUUGGUGUCCCUAAACCCAGAAAGGAGGACCUCGUGAUAGAUGAUGAAGAUAGUGAUGAAUACAAGUACAGGAAGUUCCGAGAGAACAAAGCCAACAAAUUGGAAUAUGAUGAUGAUGACAAUGGCAAUCAAGGACUAGCGGGCACCAUCGCUAUUCCCUCCCCAGAGAGGAGCGGACUGAGGGCCAUCAAAGAGGAUGAGGAGAACCAGGAGGACAACAUCUCAGAAAUCGAGGAGCUCGAGGAGAAGAAGACCAAAACACCUGCUCCUGUGGACAACGGUGAUGAUGUGUUCGAGUCCGUCAACAACAACAAGGGGCUGAACGAAAAUGAACUGGGAGUGCUGAGACGGUACUUCCCAGAGGAUGAAGAAGAAGAAGGUCCCAGUAUAUCAGCCAUUAUUUCACAACACCUUCAGCAGAUGACACAGGCCAUGAGUGACAACGUCACCACCAAAACCAUGCUGGAUGUGGAAUCCAAGGACAAAGACAGAUUUGAGGACUAUUAUACCAACUUUGCACAAAUAUGCACUGACCUAGAGACUUUCCUUGCUGCAUACCUUCAUGCAAUAUUUAUUUCAAAAACAAAAACACAACAGGCAUUGGAUACAAUCACAAGAUUUACUCCAGUUCAAAAUAGACCAGGAAUCAGGGCCUGCAUCUCUGAGAAGUUUGUCGAAAUUUUCAACUGGUAUGAAUCUGACUUGGAAGAAGUUCACCAAAUUUAUGAAGCUCACAAGAACAACCCACAGUUGGUGAGAAAUGCACCCCCAGUUGCUGGAGCUAUCCAUUGGUCUCGACAGCUACUCAAACGCAUUGAAGACCCCAUGAAGAUUUUCCGAGACAACAAGGCAGUGAAUCAGUUGGGCGAUUUUGGCCGGAUAGUCCGGAUAUACAAUAAGCUUGCCACUGCCCUGGUGACCUUUGAGAGCCUAUGGUUUACUCAGUGGAGGAAUAGGAUUGACCAUGCUAGGAAUGGUCUUAGAGCUACCUUGUUUGUACACCAUCCUACCACUGGUGAAAUUGUAGUCAAUGCAGAUGAGAGAGUGUUAGAACUGAUCCAUGAGGCAAAGUGGCUGACUCGGCUCGGAAUCCAGAUUCCAGAUGCAGCCAUAGCCAUCAUGCAGCAGGAGUCCAGAUUUAAGGGCUACAAGAGCCAUCUGGAGCUAGUUUUGAAUGAGUAUAAAGAAGUUUGUGAGGCUAUUCCAGAGCCACUCCAGAAACUGUUUGCAGCCCAUAUGGAUCACGUGGAGCAGCAACUCCAGCCUGGACUCAGCACACUGGCCUGGAACAGCAUGAAUAUAGAUGCCUUCUUGCACCAGAUCCACUCAGCCACACAGAAGCUGAUGACAAUGGAGGCCAAGGUGGCAGAAAUAAUGGAGGAACAGGUUUUCUCAACGCUGGAUGAAAUCAGUAGCUUCUAUCUGUUUGAUAUUGACGAAGCAUUUGCCAGAUCUUGGCCUCCAGAGGAGUUCCGAGAGGUGAUGCUGAGAGGUGCUCAGGAUAGAUCUCGUACAUUGCAGGAAAUGGUAAAAACAGUAGCAGACGGUCUACAGAAAGUUGCCAACACCCUGGCUCUCAGGAAGGAGUACGACCUCACUUCCAUGCGGGGAGAAAUGCACUCCAAAUUAAUCGGCUACAAGCGGCGCCAAACCAUCAGGGAACCACAGCGCCGCCCAUCUUCUUCACCGUCCCUCAUUCCAAAUAUGAAUGACCACCACGGGAAAUCUAAGAAGAUGGCGCUGAUGAUGGAUGAGGAGGAAGUGGCCCGAGAGAAACAGAAGGCUAUGGAGGAGGAGCAUUACGUGGCGGAACUCAUCGCACACUACAAAGAUGAAGUAUAUGAUGCAGUUCUGAGCGCCACCUACAAGUCAUUAGCAGCCCUCGCAGAGUCCACGGGAUGUGAUGGAGAGGUCAUAAGGGUCAUCAGUUCAAUGUCAAACGCAUCCAGUGACCACCACGGGUCACCGCGAUCUCCUAGACAACAGUCUGCUCGUAGCCGAGUCUCGUCCGCCGUGUCCGAGAGGUCCAGGCCACAGACCAGUAUGUCGCAGCUCUCCAACAUGACGUGGACGACAGAUAAAGCAAAAGAAGUGACCUACUUACAAUUUGAAGUAGAGGUAGGAUUUAACAUUCCAAACAUCACCCUGGACCCCUCUCUAGAUCUGGCACAGACAGCCAUUACAGAAGUAGCUAAUGCCAUACUGGAGGCAACCAGAAACAUUGAUUGGCUAGGACUCCAUGGGACAGAGAACUUCUAUUCCUCCAUUUCACAAGAUGAGAAUGUACAAGAAAUGAUGGACUCAGUUGCUGGUAUAGUCCAAGAGCUGGAAUCUACAGUCAACAAGCACUUGUUCCACUUCAGUUACUAUAACUUCCUAUGGAAGGAUGAUCUACAUGGUAACUUUAAGGAGUUUAUCAUGGGUGAACCUGGUAUGUUUAACAUCAAGAAGGAGGUGGAGCGUUUCCUGUACAUCGAGAAGAAAGUUCUCAGCAUCCCCAAGGUUCUUCCCGUUGGCUGUAUCUGUUUGGGAACCGACCCGAUAAAGGAUGCUCUGCACGGGUUUGCCAUGGCCUGGAAGAUUCAGUUUGCUUCAGUUUUACAUGAGGAAGCUAAGAAAAAGCUUGAUUCAGCAGUGUUGUACAGACUGAAUGUCCGUAACAGACUGGAACUUCACGUCCAGUCUCUGGACCAGUUGAACAGUGCUCUACAGUUAUUAGAGGAACUCCGAGACAUGGAAAACAAAGUAGACAGCAUCUACCUCCCCAUAGAAACCAUGUAUGAGAAACUCAGGGAGUUUGAACUUCGGUUGCCAAGAAAUGAAGUGGAAGAGGUGGACCAACUCCGCGACAAAUGGGUGGAGUUAAUGGAACUUGCUGAACAAGUACGAGAAAAUCUCCUGAAGGAACGCAGGGGAGCUUUCGAACAAGAACUUGACAAAAAUGUAAAAGCUUUCGUGGUAGAGGUUAUGGAAUUUAGGAAUGCCUUUGACUCUCAGGGACCUAAUGCUCCUAACACUCCCCCAGCUAAGGCAGUAGCUAGUUUGCAAGAGUUCCAACAGAAAUACAAACUGUAUGACUCGAAACGAAACACACUUGUGUCUGUGUCAAAGCUCUUUGGCAUUGUGUGCAAACCUUUCCCUGAACUGGAUAAAACCGGUGAAGAACUGGAUCUGCUGAGUCAGUUGUAUGGACUGUUCCAAAAGUUUAUCCGAUUUGAUACUAGAUUUAGAGACACCCUGUGGGCAGAUGUAGAUUUGGAUGCCGCUUUCAUUGAGGUGGAAGGUUAUUGGGAUGAAUGCCUGGCUCUGCCAAGUAAACUGAAGGACUGGGAUGCUUAUCAUGAUCUCAAAACCUCACUACAGAACUACCUAGAAGUGUUCCCAUUGCUCCGAAAACUCAACUCCAAGGAAAUCCGUAAUCGUCAUUGGCUGGAUGUGAUGAAUGUGACGGGAGUAAAGUUCCAGUUGGAGGCCAAUGUGUUUAAACUGUCCCACUUACUGGACAUAGGACUAAUCAAACACAAGGCUGACAUAGAAGAAAUCUGCCUGAGUGCUAGUCGAGAACUCGAACUCGAGAUCAAACAGCGAGUCACAGAAGAUGAGUGGAAUGAGCAGAUGUUGACCUUUGAGCACUACAAGAACCGAGGUCCCAUGUUCCUAGAUAAGGUCUCCACAGAACGUCUACUGGAACAGCUUGAAGAUGCCCAGGCUCUUCUGGCCAGCAUGCUGACCUCCAAGUACAUCGCCCCCCUUAGGGAUGAUACGGCGCUGUGGGCCAAGAAGCUCAAGGACGUGACUGAAGUGUUGGAGUUGUGGUUGCAAGUUCAGGAUCUGUGGCAGUAUCUAGAGGCUGUGUUCAGUAACUCAGUGACAGCUAAGGAACUCCAACUGGAGGCCAAGAGGUUCGCAAGAACGGACAAAAGCUGGACUAAGAUGAUGAAGACUACAUACUUUGAGAUGAGAGGUGUUCUGCAGUGUUGUACCGGUGAUGAGGUGCCCAAGGUGAACCUCCUCCGUAACAUGCAGCAGGAGCUGGAAAUCUGCUUCAAGUCCCUGAUGGAGUACCUCGACAACAAGAGGCGUGCUUUCCCGAGGUUCUACUUCGUAUCUGACCCUGUUUUACUGGCCAUGCUUAGCCGACCUAAUGACCUUGAGUCUGUUAGACCUCACCUCAAGUCCAUUUUCAGUGCAAUCUAUGAUGUAAAGUUAGAGGAAGCAGACACUGGUGUAGAUGAACCGACGGAUGAAAUCGGAUUUGCUCAAUCCAGAACUGGCACUCAAUCCAGGGGCAACCGCUCAACAAGUGUCCUAUCCCCAGGGCUGAGGAGCAACACUCCCCCCAAAAUUGACAAACGAUUAACCGAGAUCUAUGGUGAUCCUAGUACUAAACAAAAGGAAGAAGAAAGUUCUGAUGAGAAACAAAAAGCAUCUAAACUUCAUAAGCAGGAAAAAGAAAGUACAAAAAAGAGAGUAAGAUCCAAGAUGUCAGGAAUAAAGGGAGUUAACUUCUCCCAAUACAGUGUGAACCCCAGCGCCAUGGCUCAUGGCCCCGCCUACCUGCCCUCAGAGGGGAUUAUCAAGGACGUCAUCAUCAGAGAUGCUGUGUCCGUCUCUAGUUCUGAUGGAGAGAUGGUUCUACUGCAUGAAAAGGUUUGCCUGAAUGAUGGAGUGGAGGUGUGGUUACAGAGACUGAGAGAUUCCGUAGCCAAGACACUGCGGGAGCUGAACAUUAGCAUCAUACAGGACUGUAAUAAUGGGGUCAUGAUGGACGAAUGGGCAUCCAAGUACCCAGCACAAGUUUGCAGAAUAGGAAUGCUGUAUUACUGGACCAGAGAAUGUGAUGCAGGGAUAGGGGAACUAAAGUACGACCGCAAGGCACUGCAGCAUAACACAAUGAAGAAGUACCAAGCUUCCACGGCCAAACUGACCACAGUCCUGACUAAAGGGGCAUGGAGGACUCUGGAGGACCCCAUGUUACCUCUCCACAAAGCCAGGCUGGAGUCCAUGAUUGCUCAAUCCCUUUAUUUAAGAGAUGUACUAGAGAAUAUGUGCAACAGAAAGUCCUUGAGAGAGCCAACAGAUUUUGAAUGGAGGAGGUGUAUUAGAUGUUACUUUCACCCUGUUGCUAACGAUGAGACUCUAGAUAAUGAGUCGGUAGAUAUUAAAACGGAAGCGAGUUUGAGUGACCUCUCAAUACAAGAUAAACACGAACCGCUCAUCUGGAUACUAGACACUCCUUAUUUCUACGGCAAUGAAUUCUAUGGAACAAACGCAGGAGUGGCCUUAACUCCAGUCACGGAGCGAUGCUUUUUGACCAUGUCACAGGCUUUGAAUAACUACCAAGGAAGUUGUGUGUCAGGGCCUGUGGGGGUUGGCAAGACAGAAACUGUUAAGGGUCUAGCAAAUGUUCUGGGACAUUACAUUGGAACAUUCCAGUGUUCCUCCGAGUCAGAUACCAGUGCCAUGGGCAAGAUUGUUCAGGGAACUGCCAUGGAUGGUUGUUGGUGCUGUUUUGAUGAGGUUCAGAGUUUGAAUAGACAAGCUAUGGCAGUCCUACUGGACCAGAUGACUGCAGUUAUAAAUGCCCUCAGAUCCAGACAACCAUAUGCUACACUCAGUGAUGGGCAGGAGGUUUCCAUUAAGAAGACCUUUGCUGUCCACAUGACCUACAACAAGGAAGCCACACCUCCGGGCUGUAACCUGCCGAUUGAUGUCAGAUCUCUGUUCAGAAUGGUCUCCCUUGUCAAGCCCGACUUCAGUCUCAUUCUAAAGGCUAAGUGUGCUGCCAUGGGAUUCAGGGCUCCGACUGUGCUGGGAGCACGACUUAAAGCUCUGGCACAGCUGGCCAAGGAUGAAUUGCCACCAGAUUGCCACCAUCACUUCAGUGUAGCCACACUUGUGGGGGUUCUGAAGAGGGCCACACAAAAGAGAAAGUUUAUCCGAGAUGAGAAAUCAGUGGACAGACUUGAGGCCAAAGAUAGGGAAACUUCACGAUCAGACAGUCAGGCCUCCGAGGCCCCAUCCAAAGUAGCUAACCCCCAGCAGAGUGUCACAGGAAUUCUGCCAAACCCUUCCUAUUACUUUCCCCCUGGAAGGUUAAGUGUGGCUGCUAGUGGGAUAAAAAUGUCCACAGGGGGUAUUAACCGUAAAUCUGGAACCCCCAACCCACUGACAAUGGCAGGGAAAUUGGAACAUGCCCUGGUAGCCCAAACCAUCAAAGAAAUCAUUGGACCAAGGUUUACUGAUCAGAACAUGAAGAUAUUUAAACACAUUCUGGAUGAUGUGUUUGCUGGUCUGCCUGAUCCUCCAGCAGUUCACCAGAUUCCGUCGGCCAGAACCAGAGGCUUUGAUGUGGAACUGAUUCUCAAACAGAAAAGUGUAGAAAAAGGCCUUGUGGCCCACGAACCAUGGAUAGAACGCUGUAAACAGUUGUACAACAUCUCCAAGGUCCAUCACGGUGUGAUAGUGGCAGGACCCCCGGGCAGUGGUAAAAGCAGCUGUAUUCAAACUCUGGUGGAUGCCCUCAGUCUUUCUAACCAGGCAGGGACCUCAAGGCAGUCCCAGGGUAGCAGAACCACAGGGAACAUACAGGAAAACCAACACAAACUCAUCAAGAUUAACCCAAUGGUGGUCGAUGACUGUCAACUCAUGUUUGGGUACCUCAAUGUUAACAACGACUGGGUGGACGGUAUCUUCACCUCCGCUUGUAGAAAAGCCAACAGGAACCAGAGCACAACAUGGCUCUGUUUGGAUGGCCCCUUAAACCCAGGCUGGGCGGACAACUUCAACCCCAUUCUGAAUGGAGACAAGGUCCUGCAUCUGAAGAAUGGAGACAAGAUGUUCUUGUCAGAUAACAUUAUUGUGAUUUUUGAGACAGAUGACCUAAGUAGUGCCUCCCCAGCCUCUGUCUCCCGAUCCGGUAUUGUAUAUAUUGACAAAGAUAUCUUGGGAUGGAAACCCAUCGCAGAUGCUUGGCUGGAAAGUAGGACUCCUCAAGAAAUUCAUAAUGUUCCACAUCACAAAUUUACCAGGGUACUACAAAGAGCGUUUGCCAAGACUUUGGACCCUAUUUCCCAGUUUGUACUCAAUGAAGCCAGACCUCGUCUCUCGCUUUCUCUGGUGGGAAUGUUUAAGACAUGUCUGGGACUACUCAGUUCAAUGUUGGCCAAUAAUAAUGAGAUCGGGGGAGAACUUCAUAUCGAGCGUCUCUAUCUGUUCUGCCUCAUUUGGACGUUUGGAGGACUGCUGGACAGUGUGGAUAGGAAGUCCUUCAGCGAUAUCCUGAAGAACCUUUCUAAUGCACUUCCAGAUGAUGACCGAGACAUUUGUGUGUUUGAUUACUAUGUAGAUGAAUCUGGAGAAUGGGAUCCAUGGACUUCCAAAUUACCAGAGGCUGUGUAUUCUGACAAUCAGGACAUGCUGGGAGAAGUGUUUGUACCUUCAGUUGACACUAUUCGAACACGGAACCUAAUGGAAUUUGCCUCCUUCUCUGGCCUCAACGUCCUGUUAGUGGGAGCAAAUGGUUCUGGAAAAACCAAGCUUAUUGAGGAGUUUAUAGACUACAUGGAAAGAUCAGACCCGCAGGCAGCUGUGUGGAAGAGACUGGUGUUUUCUGGAGCCUCCUCAGCCAAACAGCUCCAGAGCUUCCUAGAGUCCAACAUCUAUCACAGACAAGGCUUCGUAUAUGGAGCCAAAGACAAAAAGAAACUGAAAGUGUUCAUUGAUGAUGUCAAUCUACCUGUGCCUGAUGAAUAUGAUGUGCAGAGAUGUAACGAGUUACUGCGCCAGCUGUUGGAUGACAAGAUCCUGUGUAAGCUACAGAAGCCUUUUGAGAUGAAGACAGUAGAGGGACUGAGUAUCAUCUCGGCAAUGUCUAUGUCCGAGCAGGCCAGUGUUAGCAGCCGCCAGCUAUCUGACAGGCUACUGAGGCAUUUUGCAGUCUUUAAUUUACCAACCCCACAAGAUGAAGCAAUGAAGAGCAUUGUCCAUGGAAUUCUGGAUGUAAACAUGACAGACGGAGACCGCCCAGGACUUGACAUUGACCUUCACAAUAGCCUGGUCAAGGCUUCAUGUGAGCUGCUGAAGGCUCUACAGAAUGUCCUACGACCUUCACCCAUGCGUGGUAGACGACACUAUCUGUUUACACUCAAGGACAUCACAACUUGUUUUCAGUGUCUGAAGAGAUUACCAGAGGAGAGCAGGGCAGAUGAGACUCUCAUCCCUGUCAUAUCACUGUGGCGACACGAGAUGCACAGAAUCAUCCGCGAUCGUCUGAGUCGGACGUCUGACUUAAUUUGGUUUGACACCACAAUCCAGGAAAUCAUGGAUCAGGCUUGGCCCAACCUGAAGGACCCAUUCAUGGAGUACUUUGUGACCUUCCCCACUGAUGCCAGGCUGUACCAGAGGCCUGUGACAUCUGUUGGCACUAAACACAUCAAGGUGGUUCUCCAACCUAUUGAAAACUUGAGGGACGUCCACAGCUGUCUUAACACUCACUUGACUCGAUAUAACGAGGAGUUUGGAAAUGUACGACUGGAUGUCAUGCUGUCUGAUUUCAUCAUCUCCCACAUCAUCAGAAUGCACAGGGUGCUCAGCUUCCAUCAUGGAGGAAACAUGCUGGUAAUAGGAGCGGUGGGGUCACACCUGGCCACCCUGUGUAAACUGGCCCUCCAUGUGGCAGAUGUCCCCAUCCACAAAAUGGACACCUCCAAGAGGAGCAACUUCUUCGAUGGAUUGAGGUCUGCUGUAAGACUCUGUGGGUCUGAGGGCAAAAUCCUGUCUCUCAUGUUCACUGCCCGAGACUUGGAGGACCCAGUAUAUCUGGAUGCCAUCAACAGUCUUCUGAUCAGUGGGGAGUACCCACACCUGUUUACUAAUGAUGAAAUGGAGGGACUUCUACAGGCCAUUGGUCCAUCCAUGAAGAGGGAGUUUCCCAGUCUAGCAGUUGAUCCAAUGAAAUUCUUUGUAGCAAGAGUGAAGAGUAAUUUGCAUAUCCUGAUGUGCCUUCAGCCAAUGAACAAUCUUCUUAAGAUAUCUGCAAGCCAGUAUCCUGGUUUGUUAAGUGGCUGUGCCAUCAAUUGGAUGUGUGACUGGCCUCAAGAGGCCUUGCUGGGAGAGGCCUCUUAUUUCAUCACUCGCUACCAACUCACUGAAGAGUUUGAAAAUCUCAGUGACAAGGUGACCUCAUGUCUGGCCAACAUCCACAGUUUUGUCCUGAGGGACUGUGCACAGUUACCUUGGGCAGGUGACCUCAGUGAGGAGAUCAACAUUAAUCAGGUCAAGGUCGAGAAGAAGAAGGAUCAACAAAUUGUUAAAUUCCUACCAGCCAAGGUUCCCAAUCUGCCUUAUUCCAAGGUUAUACUACAAGAGAGAAUCAAACUCCAGCACAGAUCAGAUGACAUGAAAGCUAAAAAUGAGACUUACGUAGGACCAACAACUUACAGGAGAUUUAUGGAGACCUUUAAGUUCCUGUACAAUCUGAAAUCUCAGGAGAGAACUGAGACUGUGGACCAACUCAAGAGAGUCCUUAACACUUUGGAUCAGACACGUCAUGAUGUAAAAAUCAUGAAGAAGGCAAUCAAAACCAUCACCACAAAAUUUGAUGAUGCCAAAAAGACCACCAGCAAUCUGAUGCGGCAGCUGACUUCCAAAGCCACAGCAUUAGAGAAACUGAAGUCCCGGGUCACCCAGGGCACAGACCUGGAAGCCCACAUGAAGCUGUACAUGACAGAGAGUGAGGAUGAGGAGGAAGAGGAACUUCUGCUGCAGGAGGAGUACGACGAUUACGACAAGGAGUUUGACAAGAUGAGGGAGGCCAAGCUGAAGAAUCGGCAGGCAGUGGCCAAAGAGGAGUACGCCCAGGCCCAGAAACAGGUGGAGGAGUGUCGACAGAAUCUGGAGUAUGCUAGACAACAGGUAUUGAUAUGGAAGGGCAAGGUGGACAGAGCCAGUAUUGAGAGACUGAGGGGAUUCGGUAACCCCCCAGUACUGGUGGGACAGGUAAUGGAGAUGGUCAUGAUACUGAUUGGGAAACGUCUGCCCUCACAGCGGUUGUAUGAGGCCAGGGAACUGACCGGCAAAGAGGAGAUGUCCAGUCGAAUGUCCUCCAGCUCUAGCAGCACCAGAAUAGGAGUGAAAAAAGACCGCAAGAAAUCAGCGCGUAGUUCUGCAGGAACUGUCCUACAAGGUAAGAAGGAUGCCGGUGACAAGUUUGACCGUGCCCAGUGGAAGGCUAUGCAGCAGACAAUGAGUGACACCACCAAGUUUGUAGACAUGUUGCACAAUGUAUCAUGGGAAGAUGGCCUAUCAGAGGAUGUUCGAAAGGCUGUGGAAAGUUACCUUGCAGUCUCCAGAGAAGGUCAGCUUGGGAUCACAGGGGAGGGAACUCUACUGGACAAUGCACAGGACACAACAUUUGCUGCCAAAAAGAGAACUCCAUCACCAGAUGGCACCAAAGGAAUCACCAUUGCCAGUGCCAAAUACAGCAGUGAAGACUGUGCCACUCUGGUACAAUACACUAUAGCCAUUGUUGAGUACACUCGUCUGUGUGGCCCACUCAAAGUGGCACUAGAGAAACUGCAUGAGCUGGAACGAGAGAUUGAGGAAAAUGAACGUCAACAGAAAGAGAACCAAGAGCAGCGGCUCCGGAGGUCAGAAAUGACACCAUCUCCUCAGCCAAAGGUAAAAGAGGACAGAACCCCUACACCUGAGCCCGAGCCUGACUACACCGAGGCUGAUCUGCCGAGCCUCCAGGACACUGUUAACAGCCUCCAGCAGCAGUUUGACCAGUCAGUGGUGGAGAAACACUCCCUAGAAAUGGAGCUGCAGUCAAUGAAUGAACGGCUCAAAGCUGCCACUGAAAUGGUGGAUAGCCUAAAGCCCCAGGAAGCUUCAUGGAGGAAGCAUGUAAAGGAGAAUGAUUGUAACGAGUUAAUGUUGGCUAAUUGUCUGUCAGCCGCGGCAUUCCUCGCCUACUGUGGUCCCGCCAAUAUAGACGUCAGGAAUAGAAUGGGAGAGUUCUUUAUGCAAGUGUGUGAAUUCCAUGGUCUGCCCAUGCCUCGGAAUAAACUGUUCAGAAAUAUGGAGCUUAUCGACUUUCUGUACAAGCCAAUGGAUGUGAUCAAAAUGGAGACCAUGAGACUGUCCACCACCAAGCUGAUGCUGGAGAAUGCCUGUUUCCUGAUGCAGAGUGACAGCAUGGUGGCCUGGCCCCUCAUCUGUGACCCCACCAGUCACGUCUUAGACUGGCUCAGAAGCUUUUAUGGUGACACUGGACUUGUGGAGGUUAAAUAUUCGGAGAUCCGUUCUCAGUUUGAGAACUGUCUUGCUGAGGGCUGUCCUCUUUUGGUGACAGAUUGUGACACAAAGCAACUUGCCAAGGACAAACGCUUCAGGGAUGCUAUACAGAGCUGUAAACAUUUCAUCAAUGGCAAAGCCAAGUUCAAAAUCACUGUGGAGGAUCAUGAAGUGGAGUGUGAUCCACGUUUCCGCCUGUUCCUUCACACCACGGUGGAGCCACACAUUGUGCCACCACACCUGGCAGCCUAUACCUCUGUGAUCUACUUCCAGCGGUCUCGUUCUGACAUUGAGGAAACCUUACUGGACAGGUUCAUCUACCAGGAGAAAUCCAAACUACAGGAGGAGAGAGUGUCUCUACUCCAGGAGAGAAAAGAAAACUUGGAGUUGAUGGAGAAGCUUGAAAAAUCAAUGUUAGAGAGUCUGUCCAGUGACAUCAGACUGAUGAAUGAACUCCCCGCCACCAAAAAACUGGCUGAGCUCAAGAAACAGUAUGAUGAAACUUUGGAUAGCCAAGAGCGAGUUGAGUCUAACGAAGCCACCAACACUAGGAACCGUGAACUGUCUCGUGAGUUUGCUCGGCGUGGUGCUGUGUGUUUCCAUGUGAUGCAGUACAUGAGAGAAGUGAACCCAUUGUACCAGGUCUCCUAUGCUCAGUUUGAACAACUGUAUGAUGCUGCUAUUGCUCAUUCUGAAAGUCAACAACUCACUCCGAUAUCUAAUAGGUGGCUUGUGUUGGGGUUCGAAGCCCAGAGAGCAGAGGAAACCCUGGAGAAGAUUACGUAUAUGGCCUAUACCACAUUUGCUAGAGGACUGCUAGAGAGAGAUAGAUUCAUCUUCACACUGCUGUUGGCUAUAGAGGUUGAAGAUUCCCUGGGUAACAUUGGUCCAGGAGAACGUGAAUUCCUAGUAUCUCCCAACUAUAGCUCCGUUGUCAUGACAAAACUGGGCUACACCCAGCCACCAGACAGCAAGAUUGUCCAGAUGAAGAAACCAUUUGACUGGAUGCACGACGAUCAGUUCCACAACCUCCAGGUUCUGGCCACUCACUUUGAAUGGUUCCAGGAGAAGUUUGAACGAAUGCCGAAGGAUGGACGAGAGAUGGAGUGGAGGAUGCUGUGUGACAAUGUAGAGAAAGAACCAGAGAAUAUGCCAUUGCCCGACAAGAUGGACAGCAAGGACUUCGCUCCCAUGAAACGUCUUCUGGUGGUCAGAGCGGUCAGAAGUGACCGACUGAUGCAGGCUUCCACUGUGUUUAUACAGAGGGUUCUUGGAAAGAACUGGUUUAAUGUAAAUUUGAAGAAGGAAUAUAGUGGAUACUAUGGAGACAUGGGACUUGACCUGUCAGCCAUGUACAAACAGAGUGCCACAGUCCCCCCUUCUACCUUGUCCCUCCCCAUCCUCUUGCUCUACACCUUUGAGGCGGAGGCAGCCCAGAGCCGGUUUAUUGAUUUCUCCAAUCGUAAGCAAGCACAGCGUCACAUGAUCACAGUGACAGAUAACUCCCAGGCUACACGCAGCAAGGUCAGAAAGGUCAUACGAAAGGCAGUCAGUGAGGGAUCUUGGGUUUACAUACACCAUGCUCAUAAUGCCCCCAAUGUCCUGAACAGUCUGGAGUCCUUCCUGGCAGAAAAGCCAAACCCUGAGGGAUUCCGUGUCUGGGUGGCCAGUCAGGCAGACCCUAAUGUUAUCCCAGUCAGGCUGCUACAGAAUUCUAUUAAAGCUGUGGUGGACACACCAAAGGUGAUGAAGGACAGCAUGAUUCGUUCCUUCUCCUGGUUUGAACCAGACAUCCUGCGCCAGUCCUCCAGACCUGAGUGGCCGGUGAUGCUACACAAUCUGUGUUACCUCCAUGCUGCUAUUCAGCUGAGGGCCAGGUUUGGUCAGGGAGGGUGGAACUGUCCCCAGGACUUCUACAGUAUUGGCUACAACUGUCUACAGGAGGCCCUGGCAAUAGUCCAGACUGAGUUUAAGGAACCACUGAACUGUGUGGCUCCAGAUGGAUCCCAGAUGCCAAGACCUGUCUCUUACAAUGGCAUCAGAUACAUGGUUGCAGAGAUUGUGUAUGGUAGUUAUGUGACAGAUUUCUAUGACCAGCAAAGUCUAUGUGCCAUGGUGGACUUUUGGCUGUCCUCUGGAGCCCUCAAGAGGGAUUUUGAAGUCAAAGGAUUGAAGUACCGCCACCCACAAGCCUUUUUUAACUCCAAUGUGCGACUGAACACUCUGAUCCAGGCACUGGAUGGUGCUCCAAAUCAUAACCUGGAUGUUCCAGAGGGCUGCCAUAUUCACCAGACCGUAGUGACUUUAUUGGGAGAUGACCAGUAUGUCUUCACCAGACUAAACAAAGUUUUUGACAGCAUGCCAUCCACCAAUACCUUAUCCCACAAGAUGUUUCCUCGACCUCCCACACCAUUUGAUGGACCUGCCCAGGCUGGUAUUAGUAAAACUAGUAACAACCCCUCUGUGGUUCAUCAGGGAGUGUUCUCUACAGCCAGCUAUGCCACACACAAAAUUCGCUUCAAAGAUGUGGAACUCUGGCAAAUCUGUAAUGACCUGCUACAGAAGACUCCCAAGAUUGGCAAUAGCAGCAAAUCAUUCCGUGAGUUUGUUGUGGAGAAAAUCCGUAAACUACCUGGAGACUAUCCUAUCUUCAAUGACUUCAUAAUGAAAGAGUGUGAGAUUCUACACCAACUGUUGACAGAAGUCCGACAUACACUUACUUUGAUAAGGAAUGCUUGUGAGAACAAUGUGAUGGGUGACCAGCUGAGUGACCACUACCUGUCUGCCGCCGAUGAUCUGUACCACUUACGGAUUCCCAGGAUCUGGUGUAAGAUGACGGGCACCACCGCCCCACCCUACACCUACAAUGCAGCUCAGUGGCUCCGUGAUCUGGAGGACCGCUGGAAACACUUUGAGAAGAUCCUCAGCAUGGGAAGAAAGGCCAUGCCAGCCUAUUGGUUAGGAGCAUUCUUCAAUCCUAGAGGACUCCUUGCCUUACUGAAACAGGAAGCCAUCAAGAGUUACUGUGGGGAUAGGUCGGGCAAUUUCGAACAAUUUACCUUCCAGACUGACACAACAUUCAGAGAUUUUGGACAUUUACUUCAGCCUCCACCAGAGGGUGUGUACAUCCAUGGUAUCCACCUCUGGGGAUGUUCCAUUGAGAAGACGACCAAUGAAUUCCAGGACCAGGCCUCCAGACAGGGUUAUGCCCCACUUCCUGUCCUACAUCUACAGUGCUACCCGAUUAACGAGAAACCUGCCCUACAGGAACCAUCUUUCCAGUGUCCACUCUAUCCAUCCAGAAUAGCACCACGUGACCCCAUCAUGGAAAUUGACAUCAAGAAGGAGGGAAUUCCCCCCAUGAGAUGGGCUCUGCGUGGGCUCACAGCCACUAUCUGGCCUUAUUAAAUAAAGAAACUGCCAAAGACUCUACCUUGUAUUGAAAAAAAAAAUAAUGACUUUUAGGAGUGAUUUCUUGAAAAAGAUCUGACAAUUUUUCUGUAUUUGUGUUUUAUAUUAUAAAGAAUGUCAAUGUAUGGCAAUAUUGCAUUACAUAGCCAAUUGUUUAUAUGCUGAAUGCAAAUAUUAUAGUCCGUCCUUAUCACAUUUAAUCUGUGAUUACAAUGGUUGUGUACAGAGUAUAUUUUAAAUUAUUAUGGUUGUGUUUCUCUGACAGUGAUGCAUUAAGUAUUUGUUUAUACUCUUGUUGAUAUUGUUUUUAUUUUAAAAUAUAUAUAUUUGCUCUAUUUUAAAGACUUUUCAUGCAUAUGUGUCAAAAUAUUGCAUACUGCUGAGUUUG